Cordyceps militaris CM01 is the source of this 2289-nucleotide messenger RNA. Its product is annotated as pentafunctional AROM polypeptide. The coding region runs from base 1 to 2289 and encodes 762 amino acids. Lineage: Eukaryota; Fungi; Ascomycota; Sordariomycetes; Hypocreales; Cordycipitaceae. Gene Ontology annotation, molecular function: 3-dehydroquinate dehydratase activity. The record is from RefSeq and is a predicted model, not a curated record. The transcript has a single exon.
AUGGCUGCUGUGCACCAGAUCAUCGCGAGUCCUUCGCCAAACCCAGACCCGACGACUUCCUUCGCAGAUAAUUCGGACUCUUUCAAAGUGGACAUUGGCAACGGAAACCAUGCAGAACACGCCAGUCAGAGCCCCCCGGUAAUCGAUAGCGGCUUCUUUGGAGAUUCUCUACAGGGAGGAGACUCGCGCAUAAUUGCUAUAAUUUAUGGAAAAGGACAAGAGCCAAUUGUGUCCCUAUUUGGAGAGGUUCUCGGCAGACCGUCAAAAUUAAAAUCCAACAUCACCGACGUUACGACAGCAGAUCAGCAGUCUGUCAUUGGCAUUCCCGCUGCCGCUGCGCAAAGCAACAUUGCCACAAGAGAUCAUUCAAUGGUGGUUACGAUCAAUGCACACCUCGUCAAUCUAGGCAUGCCGCCAAAUCUGUACCUUUCAGAGCACUGCGACUACGAAUUCCUCUACUCGGACACUCCUGAUCUGCGUCGAGACCUUUGUCGAUUUACUGCAUUUAUUUUGGGCCAAAUCAACCACCAUAGCGAACUCAUGGCUAAGCCGAGAACGUUGUUCAUCUCAACGACAUUUCCCGACGUCAGAGCUGCUCUACCUAACCUUGACAUCCUGACGGUUGGGUCUGAUGCCGUUGAAUUGCGUGUUGAUCUGCUACGAGAGCCGCUAGGCGGCGGCAGCUUUGCCGCUGUUCCGAGCUUGAAGUACGUCGGAGAGCAAGUUAUGCUGUUACGCCAGCGGACAGAACUGCCGAUCAUAUUUACAACGCGCUGCACCAACGAGAAUGGCAGAUUCCCUAUGGACAACCCGAAACUCUACCACGAAUACCUGUACAGAGCCAUUCAAUGGGGGGUUGAGUAUAUCGAUGUCGAACUUUGGCUGCCAGAGGACAUCAGGCAAGAUCUUUGGCAUAAGAAGGGUAACUCGCGCAUCAUGUCUGCUUUUCACGACUUUUCGGGAAACUUCAAAUGGCCAUCAAUUUAUGCCCAGGAAGUUUUCGAACGGUCCAUCGACUAUGCUGAUAUCAUAAAGAUGAUCGCCAUCAUUAAUGACCACACGGAGAACUUUGAACUUGAAUACUUCCGCUCAAAGGUGAAGACCAAGUAUCCGCAUGCGCCACCAUUCUCCGCCGUCAACAUGGGCCAAGUCGGACAGUUUUCCCGUUCGCUUAACAAAACAUUCACACCUAUUACACACCCACUGCUGCCGCUGAUCGCUGCGCCAGGGCAGCUAAGCGCGGCAGAGAUCAACUCUGCCCUUGCGCAUAUGGGCCAUCUGCCGAAGAAGUCGUUUUAUGGCAUCACUAGUGUCGAAUCUCGAGUGAAAGGACACAGGGCGCCAUUCUACGAAAAGUGUUUCAACGAACUUGGUCUUCCCCAUCAAUUUGCCGUUAUAGAACGUCAGCCAAACAGCGCAGCUGGACUGGAAACAUUAUGCAGCCAGAGAUCUUUUGGCGGAGCGUACCUCGAUCCCGGUCUUUCGUACAACAGCAUCAUGAAGCAUAAUCCACUGCUCGCGACUGCCAAUAACGGAGAAGGGCCGAUUGUGAGCGAGGCUGCACGAGUCAUUGGGACCGUCGACACAAUCGUGGCUAGAGUAGGCUCAUUGUCACACUCUAUCUCUAGGCCAUCCUCUAUACCCGCCAGCCCCAGACAGCAGAGCGAAGGUGCUGUUGCACUCAGCCAGGUCGACCCGAACCAAGCGACGACGCUGGUAUUCGAUAACGCGAGCUGGAAAGGAAUUCUCAGCGCAUUGACAAGGGACCUCGCACCCUCAGCAUACGCAGGCCGCACGGCCAUGGUACUGGCAUCUUCUUCGGACGAUGCGGCACCAGUCAUCUUUGCCAUGAAGGCGCUGAAAAUUGCCAAGAUCUACACCCUAGGGUUCAAAACAUCUACGACACUCGCACGUAAUGCGCCGCCGAUUGAACAGUUUAACAGCCUCGAAAGUCUACAGCGCGCAAGAUCUGGCUCGCAUGAGAGUGCCGCUCCCUUCGUCAUGGUAUCAGCCCUUGGGCCAGCAAAAAGUAGCAUUGUGAGACUACUUUUGCGCGCAUUCGCGAGCAAUGCCCAAAAUUCCGGAUCGACGAGCUGCAAGAAGGUGUUUCUAGACAUGGCACAUGCCGCAGACCGACAAGCGAUCGAAACGGCUGAAAUUGCAGAAAAGAGCGGCUUUGCAGCUUAUGGGGCUGCAGACAGUGCAGCAUUCACGACGGUUGAGAGUUUGCGCUUGCUCGUGGGACAGAAUAUACAGUACAGCUUCGUGAGGCUAGCCAGUGGCAAUUAG